AAAAAAGAAGUCAUUCGUCAACUUUAUUACAAAACCCUCUCACACACCAAUCCCAUCACUUCUUCUUCUUCUUCUGUCUGAGAGUCCAAAAUGGAAGACUUCAGAUCCAGAUCGUACGGUGACGGAAGAACAUCAGACCUUCAACAGUAUUCAGCUCACCGAAGAUCCGACGGUCCAGAUUCAUUCAGUGGUAACGGUAUGCAAGAUCUUAGGUCUUACAGUACUUCCUACACAGAUUACCCGACCCGGAUACCGGAAGACCCGAACCCGAAGAAAGGAAGAUCAUCUUCAUCGUCUUCUUGGGGAUUUGUGGAUCCAGAUUUACAAAGGAAGAAGAGAGUUGUUAGUUACAGAGCUUAUACUGUUGAAGGUAAGCUUAAAGGUUCUUUCAGGAAAAGCUUCAAAUGGAUCAAAGAUAAAUGCAACAAAUUACUUAAUUAAUCAUGUCAAAUCUGUUUUAUAAGAUAAUAAACUUUUUUAUAUUCGAUGAGUUUCAAUUUUUUUUCUUUUUUUCUUUUUCAUUUUUGUGUGUGUUCUUAGCUUGUGAUAGUGAUUUUGUAACAAACAAUAAUUAAUAGAUAUGCUCUAAAGGAUGUUCUCGAGGAUGAGUUAGAUUCUUAUUCAAUUUUUGAGUUA
This is a messenger RNA of Arabidopsis lyrata subsp. lyrata, 636 nucleotides long. RefSeq lists its product as uncharacterized. The transcript has a single exon. The coding region runs from base 91 to 441 and encodes 116 amino acids. The record is from RefSeq and is a predicted model, not a curated record. NCBI's taxonomy places the organism in Eukaryota, Viridiplantae, Streptophyta, Magnoliopsida, Brassicales, Brassicaceae.